Messenger RNA from Meloidogyne enterolobii, 285 nucleotides. The record is from the annotation of a GenBank genome assembly. Lineage: Eukaryota; Metazoa; Nematoda; Chromadorea; Rhabditida; Meloidogynidae.
AUGGGUAUUAUAUUCAAAUUUAUUUUAUUUUUAGCUCAAACAAAUACAAAAUUAUUUAUUUCCCACUGUGGAAUGAACAGUUUUAAUGAGGCAAUGUAUGCAGGUGUUCCCCUUCUUUGUAUUCCAAAAUUUGCUGAUAUGUUUCACCUUUCUUCUAUAGCUGAAUAUUUGGGUAUCGGUAAAUUUAUAUGGGCGGCUAGAGAAGUGAAUGAUGAAGAGAUUAAAAAUGAAAAUUUUAUAGAGGAUUUUUCUGAAGCUUUGGAAGAAACGAUAAGCGGAGAGUAA